Corylus avellana is the source of this 2044-nucleotide messenger RNA. RefSeq names its product AFG1-like ATPase family protein. Gene Ontology annotation, molecular function: ATP hydrolysis activity; ATP binding. Gene Ontology annotation, cellular component: mitochondrion; cytoplasm. The record is from RefSeq and is a predicted model, not a curated record. NCBI's taxonomy places the organism in Eukaryota, Viridiplantae, Streptophyta, Magnoliopsida, Fagales, Betulaceae.
UUCACUGCACUGCGAACUUGAUGUUUCCGAGUCCGAGUCCGAGGUGCUCUGUUUCUGAAAUUCCUCGAUCGCUGAGAGAGUCGAGAAAAUGAGAAGAGCCUCGUCGAUUGCUUCGUCGUUUUUCUCUCUAGGGUUUGCUCGUCGAACCUUCGAGUCUCGCUUCAAUGCGGUUCGCUUCUACUGUGAUCCAUCCUCUCUUUCUUCCCCCAAGCGUCCAGGACCGCUGGCACAAUACAGGAAUCUGAUUGAGCAGGGGAAGCUACAACUUGAUCCUUUCCAGGAAAGGGUUGCUUUAGAAUUAGAGAAAUUACUUGGGAGGUUGGAGCAGUAUGAAAGAGAUAUGGAGGAAUAUCAUGUAAACUUAGCUAACUGGGAGAACAACAGGGAGAAUGAAGGACGAAGGCUUUUGAUGGAGGAAGCCGAACUAAAGCAGAAGGGGGAUAUAUGGAUGUCAGUGGAAAAGCAUCGAAGUAAAUUUGUUGACAAAUGGAUGUUCCGGAAAAAAUCUGACAAUGUACAACCAGGAGUGGGGAAAUGGGUUUCAUACCUCAACCGAGAGAGGAAGCUAGAUUCACUUGUUGGUCGCCGUCCAACUGCUCCUCCUGCCCCAAGAGGGCUAUAUAUAUAUGGCAAUGUUGGAAGUGGGAAGACAAUGCUUAUGGAUAUGUUUUAUAGUGCCACUGAGGGAAUUGUUAAACAUCGAAGAAGGUAUCACUUUCAUGAGGCUAUGCUUAAAAUUAAUGAACAUAUGCAUAAGAUAUGGAAGAAUCAAGUGGAGGAGAAGUCUCUGCAGUCUAGCCUUUCUAGUUGGAUUAUGAAUCUUCCCUUUGAUACAAAAGUCAAGGAGUGGCUGGCUGCAGAAGAAAGGUAUAAGCAAGAGGUACAAAUGAAAAAUAUUCUUCCAGCUGUGGCAGACAAAUUUCUCUUUGACUGGCGAUCGGAUCAAAGAGGAGCUAGCAUUCUUUGCUUUGAUGAAAUCCAGACUGUUGAUGUAUUUGCUAUUGUGGCCUUAUCUGGAAUUGUCAGCAGAUUGUUGAGCACUGGAACUGUUCUUGUGGCCACCAGUAAUCGAGCACCAAAUGACUUAAAUCAGGACGGUAUGCAGUGGGAGAUAUUCCUAAAAUUUCUUGCCAAAUUGGAGGAGCAUUGUGAGAUUGUUCUGAUUGGAAGUGAGAUUGAUUAUCGCCGUCUUAUUGCACAAAGAUCUAUAGAUGAGGCUCAUUACUUUUGGCCUUUAGAUGGCAUUGGUGUAAAGGAGUUUGAGAAAAUAUGGUGUGAAGUCACCAACCAAUUGGGAGGACAAAUCACAACAGAUACUAUUCCUGUGAUGUUUGGCAGAAAAUUGGAGGUUUCUAAAAGCUGUGAGGGAGUGGCAAGGUUCACAUUCGAGUAUCUUUGUGGUCGGCCGGUAGGUGCUGCAGAUUAUAUUGCAGUAGCAGAAAAUUAUCAUACUGUCUUCAUAUCUGACAUUCCGAGUAUGAGUAUGCGAAUCCGUGACAAGGCACGGCGGUUUAUCACCCUCAUCGAUGAGUUAUACAAUCAUCACUGCUGCCUAUUUUGUUUAGCAGCUUCUUCAAUUGAUGAAUUAUUUCAAGGGACUGAAGAGGGUACACUUUUUGACUUGGAGAGUUUCCAGUUUGAAACAGAGAUAGAAGGCGGGAAACUUCGCAGAAAUGUUUUAGCAGAAGGCAACGUGGGCUCAGGAGGUGCCCCAACUGGUAUUAUAUCAAUGCUAUCUGGCCAAGAAGAGAUGUUUGCUUUCCGCCGAGCAGUCUCUCGCUUGAUUGAAAUGCAGACGCCAUUAUACCUGGAGGGAGUUCGUACUCUUCAUCCAUAUUUCCUGAGACAACACCUAGAAUUUGAAGAGAAAUGCGCAAGCACCUUGUAAAUGCAUUCUCAUCCAUCAUCGUCUUGGCUUGAGCCUAUUUCUGCCAUAAUUAAAAAAUAAAGAGUGGAAACCCUUUCUGCCAAAAAAUAAAGAAAAAUAAAUAAAAGAUUGGAAAAGUGUAUUAUAAGACUAUAUUUUAUUCAUUGAAGCCAUGCU